Daucus carota subsp. sativus is the source of this 5382-nucleotide messenger RNA. RefSeq lists its product as uncharacterized. Gene Ontology annotation, molecular function: zinc ion binding. Bases 2494 to 5217 code for a protein of 907 amino acids. Lineage: Eukaryota; Viridiplantae; Streptophyta; Magnoliopsida; Apiales; Apiaceae. The record is from RefSeq and is a predicted model, not a curated record. The transcript has 8 exons.
UCCAAGUGGCAACCGGUCAGUCAAAGUCAAACCUAAGUAAGUACAUUAACAUAGUACAAACGUUAAAAAGAGAAGACUCGCCGGAAAAUCAAGAAAUGUCGAUGUCGUUGACUUCUUCGCUUGUAAGGGUCCCUGUUUCUCCGUCCAGUCAUUCAGUAUAUUCCGGCGUCAAAGUGAAGUGUAUUGCUGUGGCUAAAACAACUCAAGAUCUUCCUAUUCAGGUGAGAAGCAAAGAAGAAAAAAAGGAUCAGUCCCGAAAAACCUUGACAACCGUCUCCCGAAGAGCCUUAGCAACACAGUUGGCUAUUGCCUCUUUGGUUGCCACCACUACCUUUUUACCAGAGUCUGCUGAAGCACAAAUUUUGAAUCCUGAAAUCAAGAGGAAAAUAUUUGAAAAGCUAAAAUUGUUAAGGGAAAAGGUUGGUUUAUCUAAACGAGAUACUGAGAAUGGGGAAAAGACUUCUUCGCCAGCAGCAGCAGCAGAGAAGGAAAAACCUCUUCCUCGUCUGCCCCUAUCACCUCUUCCUGUCCAGACAGCAGAAGCUUUGUAAGAAGCUAGUCUUCCAUGAAAUUUAUGUUUACGUUAAAUAAUAGGUAACUAGAUUGCCUGCAUAACCUUUUGAACUGUAGCAACCAGCAUACAAGCUCCUGAAAUAAAGUUCUAUCGUACAAGGAUUUCUAGUUAAAGAUAUUGUCGGUUAAAGAACUUCAUCGGUCAAUUUUGAGAUUUUUGCUGCAGUGGUACUUACAGUAAUAAGGUGUGCUACAUAUCUAUGUCAUUGUUUUAUCACAUAAACCACUGACAUGUUACUUGCACUAGCUGUAGCAAUUAGUUUUAAGCUUUGAAAAUUUUGGUAAUGAAUUAGUGAAUGGAUUCACAUGCUAAUAUCCAAGAUUUUCUAAAUUUCGAGUUGCCUUUGGUAAGUUGAAUUUAUGUGCUGAAAUCAGUGAAUUACAGUACUGUUGUUGAACUUUGGUUUACAGAUAUAAUAGUUAACCAGUUUAACUGCUUGCUGAUAUUUGUCGUGAGAAUUAUGUGGGCUGGUGAAAACGUGAAUAUUGGAAGUAAGUAUGGCUUACUUGAUUAUGGUUCGGCAACUUGCACUGCCCUGUUUGUUUUUUUGGUCAUAAUAGCACUGCCCUGUUUGUUGAUGAGUAUCUUUUAGUGACUCAAUAUGGUUAAAUUUCUAAUCAGGUACUAGCUGUCUAAACAGGGUAGUGAAAUAUGUAGCACAAUUUUAAAUUUCACAUCUGCUGAAAUAUUUCUGUAGAUUAUUUUAUUUACAGAGUACUAGCUGUCUAAACAGAGUGAAAUUUCGUUUUCUUUCAUUUCAUAGUAAAAAUGUUUUGUAGAAAGUAUUGUCUGAUUUGCUAAGGUGCCAAUUAUGCUCAUUGUUUCCUGAGUAAGUCUUGUAAAGAGGCAGAGCCUGUAUAGUAUUAUUGCUUUGUUAGAACAAAGUUUUAAAAUUUGUGGAGGCAACACGUCAAAAGUUGCCAAUGAAGCUCCUGCAGUACCAUGUCGUUGAUUCCCAUCUUAUCAAAUGGUAUCGAAAAAUCCCCGAUUAAUCUCUUAAUAAUAUUUUACUAAUUUAUGAAUUACAUAUCGAUUGGACAAAAAAUCUCUGAUUUAUCAAAAAGUUCGCUGAUAGGAUCAAUCAAUUAGUUCCAAUUUCCGAUUUACGAGAUCAUGACUCAUCUGACAACCAUGCUUCAUCUUGCUAAAUAAAAAUGUGCAUUUAGACGUUUGGUCCACUUUGCUUUCCAUGCAUUAUCUAAUAACGUAACAAACUUGCUCUCGUUUUCUCUCGUUCUCACCAAAAUACACCACUCAAAUCGCAGCACCACGCCAAACUUAUUAUACCAUUCACACCAAUUCCUCAACCUGUAAUAUCUCAACACCACAAAAGUCAUGUCAUCUUUACUUGCAACUCUCCUUGUUCUUCUUGCUCUCCUUGCUCCAAUAACCGGGUCGGGUCCAAGGAAGCUCGACGAACAACCCGGGUCACCCGAAAUCAAGUGUGGUACUUGCCCCACCCCAAAUCCUCCACCAUCACCAUCACUACCACCACCUCCUCCACCAUCUCCACCACCACCCGAAACACUACCACCUCCACCGCCAAACAAGCCACCAACGCCGAGCUUGGACUGCCCGCCGCCGCCUUCGUACGUUCCCAUCCCCGGUGCCCCGCCUCCGCCCUCGUAUACCCCGGUCCCCACCGGCCCACCCGGAAACUUAUACCCGGUUUAUCCGUAUAUUUCGGGUUGUCUUCAAAGCUUCAUGGUAAACUUACCAUUUUCACUUGUCACAGGGCUACUAGGCCUCAUGGUUUUAUGGUAAUUUCACAUGUUCCAAGUAGUACAAGGAAAGAAUAUGCCCACGUGUCAGUAGGAAGCUUCUGUUGGCACCGAUUUCGAGGAAGAUACUCUGGAAACCUCUGCUUUCACAGGGGCUAUCAUGGCUAAAUCAAACACGUGGAUCAUCACUAGGCAAGAAUGGGUUCUAGGGUUAAGAUUUGUGUACACCAUCAUGGUACUACUGACAUUAUUGAAGAUGUGGAUACUAGCAAAUUAUGUAUGCUCCAUCUGUUGAAAUAUUCAGAAAAGUUUAAGUAUAGCAAAUAUGAUUUUCUUUACUUCCAAACUGAUGGGCAUAGCUUUGAGAAAGGGGUAAGACUACUGUAUGAUCAGAACACAUUGGAUGAUAUGUUGAAAGUUUGUAAGCCAUAUAAUUUGAUUAAUAUUUAUGUUGAUCAUAAAAAGAGGUUCCAAUGUACUGAUGAACUACCAAACAAAGAUAAAUUAUUAAAAUUUAAUAUCAAAGAUUAUGAUUUGGAAGAAGAUGAAAUGGGAGGUGCUGAUCAUUACUUAGAUGAAGAGGAAAUAGAGGGUGGUGAUUUUGAUUUGGAGUAUGAAGCAGAAGAGGGUGAAUAUGAUGAGGAAGGUGAUGUUAGUGAUGCUGACAGACAGGAAGGCAGGAACACUUUCAAGGUUCCUGAUUUAGAUAUAGAUAUUGAUGAGGAGGAGUUUGCUAGUGAUGAACUAAGAUCUGAAAAUGAAUCUAGUGGGGGUGAAUAUGUUAAACAAGGUUAUGUGAGUGUUGCUCCUGGUAAAAAAACAAAGAAAAAAUUCAAGUUAUAUAAUGAGAACAAAGAUGGUCCUUUUAAGUUUGAAAUUGGCAUGAAAUUUUCAUCUAUGGAGGAAUUUAGGACUGUUGUUAGAGAAUAUGGGGUCAGGGAGAGAAGAGCUCUUCAUUUCAUUACAAAUGACAAUGACAGGGUCCAAGUGGGGUGUGAGAAAGGCUGCAGAUUUUAUAUUUGGUGUGGCAAGUUAAGAGAUGCACAGGCUGUUCAGAUUAAGACAUUGCUUGACGACCAUCUAUGCACUAAGCCCUAUUAUAAUAAUCUGAUAAGUGUUAAGUUUUUAACAGAAAAAUAUGGUGAUAGGAUUAGACAUAAUCCACAAUGGAAGGUGAAGGAUAUGAUGGAAACAAUUAGAGAAGAGCUUGAAGUAGAAGUGCCUAGAAUCAAGUGCUCUAGGGUUAGAAAAGCUGUUUUGCAAGGUGUAUUUGAUAGUUUGAAAGUACAUUACUCUAGGGUAAGGGACUUUGGUCAUGAAUUGCUGAAAAAUAACCCUCAAAAUAGAGUUGAUAUUAGAACAAGCAGGGUCAGUGAUGAUGAUGUGAACAAAUUCAAAAGGAUGUAUAUAUGCUAUCAUGCACUAAAACAGGGAUGGAAACUAGGUUGCAGGCCAGUAUUAGGACUCGAUGGAUGUUUUCUGAAAACACCUUGCGGGGGCCAAUUAUUGAGUGCAGUAGGCCGGGAUGGAAACAACAUGAUGUUUCCAGUAGCAUAUGCGAUUGUAGAGUCUGAAAGUAUAGAUAGUUGGAAGUGGUUCAUUGAGUUGCUUGGAGAGGAUUUGUCGCUUGGAGAUGGUCAUGGUUAUACCAUCAUUUCUGAUCAGCAGAAGGGUUUGGAUAAUGCAAUUAAACACUAUCUUCCAAGAGUGGAGCACAGGCUGUGCACAAGGCACCUUUAUGCUAACAUUAGAAAAAGAUACAAAACCGGUGCUAUUAGAAAGGCUUUUUGGUUUGCUGCUUGUGCAACAUACCCUGCUGCUCAUCAGAGAAUCAUGAAGGGUUUAGAAAAGUUAUCAAAGCCUCUCUCUGAUAAAUUAAAAAACUUGCCUCCAAGUAGCUGGUCUAAAGCUUUUUUUGGAACACACUCGGUAUGUGACAAUGUUGAGAACAACAUGUCCGAGUCUUUCAACUCUUGGAUCCUAAAUGAAAGAUUUCUGCCAAUUUUGAGUAUGUUUCAGGAGUUACAUUUCAAACUCAUGACAAGAAUUAGACAAAACAGGGAGAAAAUGUUAGCGACUGAAUGUACAAUCUGUCCUAACAUUAAGCUCAAACUUGACAAAGCUGUGACUGCUUCCAGGAAUUGGCAAGCAUCAUGGGAUGGUGAUAGAACUUAUAUGGUUAGACAGGGUACAAGGUCUGUCACUGUGGACUUAGAUAGAAAAACAUGUGACUGUAGGCACUGGGAUUUGACGGGAAUUCCCUGUCCACAUGCUGUGAGUGCUAUUCACGACAGGAGACAUCAGCCUAUUGAUUAUGUUUCAAAGUAUUACUCUAAAGACAUGUAUCUGAAGGCUUAUAGUCAAUCAAUCUCAGCUCUAAGGGGAGAAGAAUUUUGGGAAUUCACUUCAGCUUGUGAACUACUACCACCUGAAAUGCCUACUGCACUAAGAGGGAGACCUAAGAGGUUGAGGAGAAGGGAGGAGUGGGAAGGAGGGACUCAAAAUAAGGGUCAAGCAAACAUGUCUCAAGUUCAUGAUGUCCCGGAUUUACAGAAAUAUAGGGGAGGUAAAGUAAUGCACUGCAGUCUAUGUAAGAAGCCUGGACAUAAGAAGACAACUUGUCCUACUAGGCAUGACCAACAAAGAAAUGCACAACAAGAGAAUGAUGCACAAGCUGAAAAUACUUAUGAUCAGAACACCACAGUGAAUAAACAGAGUGGCACAUGCAGGCCCAAGUUACCGGUGAGGAGACCUGCAGCACCUGGUGUGGUCAUCAAAGACCCCAUACCGACUCCAAAGACAACCCCUGAUUUAAAUGAUGUUCUAAAAAAAAAUAAGGACAAAGUUAGUGAAACAUCAUGCACUAAAAGGAAGGAUAAGCCUUACUGGAUGACUAACUGCUUGAGGAAGAAAAAACCUUAAAUAUCAUCGAACUCUUUUUAGUUUUUUGCAUGCUUUUGUUACAGGCUGCAGUAGUAUUUUGGUAUGUUGUUCAUGAUCAAUAUUAAGUAAUUUUUGUACCACAAUGUAUGCACUCUUUUAUUAUUUGUGGAAUGAAGAUGUUACUUCAGUAACUAUAUUAUUUUA